AUGUCCUUAAGCGUAGCAACACCUUUGCCGUCCCUCUCAUGGUUCAGAGACGAUCAGCCCGUAACGAACGAACCAGAAAAGUACAUAGUAUUCAGAGAAAACCUCGGAGUGUGCCACUUGGACAUACAGCCGGUUGAGCUGAACGACCAAGCAGAAUGGAAGUGCGUCGCCACGAACGAUUUCGGACAUUCGGUGACUUCGUGUUUUUUGAAACUUAGCAUUCCAAAACAUUUCAGGAAACCGAAAUUUCUGGAAUGUUUGCGCGCGGUACUCACGGAAGAGGGCGCUGUUAACUUAGAGUGUAAGGUUAUCGGUGUGCCGCAGCCGGUCUUGAAGUGGUACAAAGAUGGAAUCGAACUGAAGCCCGGGGAUAUACACAGAAUUACCAGCGGACAGAGGUACUUAAAACUGUGUCUAGAAAAGCUAUCCCCAGAGGAUGUAGACAACAAUAUAUUCUCGGGAUGUCUAGCGAAUUCAAUAAUGAGAACAUACGAAACCCUCUAUUCCACUGACCCUUUUAGCCAAGAAACGGUUGACUGCGGAGCAGUACUAUUCCAACAGCUAAAAAGUCAAGCCUGA
Diabrotica balteata is the source of this 579-nucleotide messenger RNA. Lineage: Eukaryota; Metazoa; Arthropoda; Insecta; Coleoptera; Chrysomelidae. The record is from the annotation of a GenBank genome assembly.